This is a messenger RNA of Equus quagga, 2932 nucleotides long. It is a transcript of the gene ERC2, whose product is annotated as ELKS/RAB6-interacting/CAST family member 2. Gene Ontology annotation, cellular component: cytoskeleton of presynaptic active zone. Gene Ontology annotation, biological process: neuromuscular synaptic transmission; maintenance of presynaptic active zone structure; regulation of synaptic plasticity. Lineage: Eukaryota; Metazoa; Chordata; Mammalia; Perissodactyla; Equidae. Gene Ontology annotation, molecular function: structural constituent of presynaptic active zone. The record is from RefSeq and is a predicted model, not a curated record. The coding region runs from base 1 to 2910 and encodes 969 amino acids. The transcript has 17 exons.
AUGUAUGGAAGUGCAAGAACAAUCACCAAUCUGGAAGGUAGCCCUUCCAGAUCUCCUCGUUUGCCAAGAUCUCCUCGUUUGGGCCACCGAAGAACGAGUAGUGGGGGAGGUGGAGGAACAGGCAAGACUCUGUCCAUGGAGAAUAUCCAGUCCCUAAAUGCAGCUUAUGCUACGUCUGGACCCAUGUAUCUGAGUGAUCAUGAAGGAGUGGCUUCUACAACUUACCCAAAGGGCACUAUGACUCUGGGAAGGGCCACAAAUCGAGCUGUAUAUGGAGGUCGAGUCACAGCCAUGGGGAGUAGUCCCAAUAUUGCUUCUGCUGGACUUUCCCACACAGAUGUCCUUUCAUACACAGAUCAACAUGGUGGUCUGACCAGUUCAUCCCAUCAUCACCACCACCAGGUUCCCUCCAUGUUGAGGCAGGUAAGGGAUAGCACAAUGUUAGACCUUCAAGCCCAGCUCAAGGAACUUCAGAGAGAGAAUGACCUCCUCCGGAAAGAGCUAGACAUCAAGGACAGCAAGUUGGGAUCUUCCAUGAACAGUAUCAAGACUUUCUGGAGUCCUGAGCUCAAAAAGGAAAGAGUCUUGAGGAAAGAAGAGGCAGCCCGGAUGUCUGUCCUCAAGGAGCAGAUGAGGGUUUCUCAUGAAGAAAAUCAGCAUCUGCAGUUGACAAUCCAGGCCCUUCAGGAUGAGCUGCGAACCCAGAGAGACCUCAACCACCUCCUGCAGCAAGAGAGUGGCAACCGAGGAGCCGAGCACUUCACUAUUGAGCUGACCGAGGAGAACUUCCGGCGGCUCCAAGCUGAGCAUGACAGGCAGGCUAAGGAGCUGUUCCUGUUGAGGAAGACCUUGGAGGAAAUGGAGCUGAGAAUCGAAACGCAGAAACAGACCCUCAAUGCCCGAGAUGAGUCAAUUAAAAAGCUCCUUGAGAUGUUGCAAAGUAAAGGUUUGCCAUCCAAAAGUCUUGAGGAUGACAAUGAACGGACACGGCGCAUGGCAGAAGCUGAGUCUCAAGUCAGCCACUUAGAAGUGAUUUUAGACCAGAAAGAGAAGGAAAACAUACAUCUUAGGGAGGAAUUGCACCGAAGAAGUCAACUUCAGCCGGAGCCAGCCAAGACGAAGGCUCUCCAGACUGUCAUUGAAAUGAAGGACACAAAAAUCGCUUCAUUGGAGCGAAACAUAAGGGAUCUUGAGGAUGAGAUCCAGAUGUUAAAAGCCAAUGGUGUGCUGAACACUGAGGACCGCGAAGAAGAGAUCAAACAAAUAGAGGUUUACAAAAGUCACUCCAAGUUCAUGAAAACCAAGAUUGAUCAGCUGAAGCAGGAACUUUCAAAGAAGGAGUCAGAACUUCUUGCCUUACAAACAAAGCUUGAAACCCUUAGCAAUCAAAAUUCAGAUUGCAAGCAACACAUUGAAGUGCUUAAAGAGUCGCUUACUGCCAAAGAACAGAGAGCUGCCAUCCUUCAGACUGAGGUAGAUGCAUUGAGAUUACGACUGGAAGAGAAAGAAUCUUUUCUCAAUAAAAAAACAAAACAGCUACAGGACCUCACAGAAGAGAAGGGGACACUGGCUGGAGAAAUUCGCGACAUGAAGGAUAUGUUAGAAGUGAAGGAAAGAAAAAUCAAUGUCCUUCAGAAAAAGAUUGAAAAUUUGCAAGAACAACUUAGGGAUAAAGACAAGCAACUGACCAAUCUGAAGGACAGAGUGAAGUCCUUGCAGACGGAUUCCAGUAACACAGAUACUGCACUAGCAACACUCGAGGAGGCCUUGUCAGAGAAGGAGAGAAUAAUUGAGCGUUUGAAAGAACAGCGGGAGAGAGAUGAUCGGGAAAGGCUAGAAGAGAUAGAAUCCUUCCGAAAAGAGAACAAAGACCUGAAAGAGAAGGUCAAUGCUUUACAAGCCGAACUGACUGAAAAAGAGUCUAGUUUAAUUGACCUCAAGGAACAUGCAUCUUCAUUAGCCUCAGCAGGGCUGAAAAGAGACUCCAAAUUAAAAUCUCUAGAAAUAGCCAUUGAACAAAAGAAGGAAGAAUGUAGCAAAUUGGAAGCACAGUUAAAAAAGCAAGCUGAGCAGUUGUUCAAUCAGAUGUACAACCCAGCUCAUAAUGUUGAAGAUGACUCCAGGAUGAACCCCGAGUUUGCAGACCGAAUAAAACAGCUUGAUAAAGAGGCAUCUUACUACCGUGAUGAGUGUGGCAAGGCCCAAGCAGAAGUCGACCGGUUGCUGGAGAUCCUCAAGGAGGUGGAGAAUGAAAAGAAUGACAAGGACAAGAAGAUUGCAGAACUUGAGAGCUUGACUUUCAGGCACAUGAAGGAUCAGAAUAAGAAGGUGGCCAACCUCAAGCACAAUCAACAGUUGGAAAAGAAGAAGAAUGCCCAGUUACUGGAAGAAGUUCGCAGGCGAGAAGAUAGCAUGGCUGACAACUCGCAGCAUCUACAGAUAGAGGAACUGAUGAAUGCACUGGAGAAGACCAGACAGGAACUGGAUGCCACCAAGGCUCGCCUUGCCUCCACGCAGCAGUCCCUGGCUGAAAAAGAAGCACACUUGGCCAACCUCCGGAUAGAAAGGAGGAAACAGCUGGAGGAGAUCCUGGAGAUGAAACAGGAAGCACUGCUUGCUGCCAUCAGUGAAAAAGAUGCAAACAUUGCCUUGCUGGAAUUGUCUGCCUCCAAAAAGAAAAAGACGCAGGAAGAAGUCAUGGCCCUCAAGCGGGAGAAGGAUCGCCUAGUGCAUCAGUUAAAGCAGCAGACCCAGAACAGAAUGAAGCUGAUGGCAGACAACUACGAUGAGGACCACCACCAUUACCACCACCACCACCAUCAUCACCACCACCGAUCUCCUGGGAGGUCGCAACAUUCCAAUCACAGGCCUUCUCCCGACCAGGAUGACGAGGAGGGCAUAUGGGCAUAGCCGGGCCUGUAAACCAAAGUUC